UGAGCGACACGACACGAAACCAUCAGAUCGUGUCAAGCUUGGGUUCCAUUCCAUCUAUCCGUCCAGUCCAUUCGAAUUCGAUACGUUCGUCGGUCAUCGCAGUUCUCUGAGCGCGAAGGGCCCUCUCCUCUCUCAUAAAAAGCACACUACAACAACAGAAACACCACAAUAAAAUAAUAUAAUUAUCUGAAAAAUAAAAAAUUAUAGUCUCGAUCGGUUGUGCAGUAUUUUGAAGUUAGUAACUCGUAGGUUACACGAUUGGAAGCAUGAUUUUAAUCAGUUCCUCCUGACUCUGUGUAUUUUGAAGCGAAGAUCCGUUCAAUGUAGAACGCAAGUGCAAGUGCAAUUGCAGUCGGCUUAUAAGUUUUAAAAUAUAGCUUCUUAUCUGAAACUGAAUAAAAGAUACGUUGAUAUUGAUACCCGUGUCGGCAACGUUGUCGUCGUCGUCCCGAUCGCAAGAUGAUCGAUGAUCUCUAGAUUGCUUAAAAUCUGUAGUUUAGUGUAUUUGUUAAUGGUUUCAGUACAGUGCUUUAAAGAAUUAUGAACUAUGGAAGUCUUGAGCUGGAGAUUUUUAUUUUUAUGCGUAUUUUAUUUUUUCCUUGUGAAACUCAGCAAGAAUGUGUAUGAAAGUUAUUUUGCAGUGAACACAAUUUAAUUGCUUUUCUAUUUCUAUUUUGAAAUGUCGUAAACAAUAUGGAUAGUUAAUUGCUAAUUACAAUUUGAAUACACAAUUAAAAGUGACAGUGGCAGUGGGAGAAUAGUGUUGAGAUCUUUGUACACAUUUUUCAUUGGAAUAACAACAUGAAUAAGCGAUCCACUGGAUUCAAUAAACUCGAACUCGAUAUAGCUUGAAGUAUAUGAUACAUUUUUGGAUUACUCAUCAUAACGCGCAGCCAGAGACUACGACAACCGCAACGACGAAUCCACGACUCACCUGAAAGGUGUAAUACAACGCAAAGAAGUGUUAUCUGAAAAGUGUUUUUUUUUCUGGUUUAUGGAUAUUGUUUGGAGGUGCAAAAAUGAACAGCACCUUGCCGAUAGAAGCUGAUUUUGAGGCUUCAACACAAUCAUGGGCUACUUCUACAAUGAGGGACGCAUUGAAUGGAGAUGAAAUCAAUAGAUUUCCAAGAUCAUUGCUUACUUUUGCUGCGGUCACGACCAUCAUUAUAAUGCUGGUUGGCAUUUUUGGGAAUCUCCUUACAAUCAUAGCCCUGCUUAAGUGCCCGAAGGUGCGAAAUGUGGCAGCUGCUUUUAUUAUCAGUCUUUGUUUAGCUGACUGUCUAUUUUGUGCGGCAGUUUUACCAUUCAGUGCCUUUCGCUUCAUUCAAGGAACAUGGACACAUGGCGAUUUCCUUUGUAGACUGAUUCCGUUUAUCCAAUACGGAAACAUUGGAGUUUCCCUGCUCUGUAUUGCUAUGAUAACCAUAAACAGAUACAUUAUGAUAGCUCACCACAGCGCGUAUGCAAAAAUCUACAAGCGGCACUGGAUAGGUGUUAUGAUUGCGUUCUGCUGGCUUUUUGCUUAUGGAAUGCAGUUGCCAACAUUGUUCGCUGUUUGGGGAAAAUUUGACUACGAUGCGAGACUUGGAACUUGCUCUAUUAUGAACGAUGAAAAUGGACACAGCAGUAAAACUGCCUUGUUCAUGAUUGCAUUCGUCAUUCCGUGCAUCAUAAUCAUAGGAUGUUACACGAAGAUAUUUUGGGUUGUUCACAUGUCAGAAGUUCGCCUACGUCAACAUUCAAACAAACAGAAUUCAAUUCCCAACAAUCUCAGAGAAAUGCCAUCAGGCGUGACAUCCAAUGGAACGACCAACAGAAUGUCUUCGCCCGUGUCAUCUAGCUCAUUCAGUACUACUAGUGGAGCAGAAAUAACUAAGACCAGAAUCUCACAUAAAAUCAUUAGAGUUAAGGACCAACGUGAUGUCAAAGCAAAACGCAACGAAUGGCGUAUUACAAAAAUGGUACUAGCCAUAUUUCUGUCAUUUAUUGUCUGUUACCUACCAAUCACGGUUGUAAAGAUUGCUGACAAGGAUGUUAACUCACCGGGACUACACAUUUUGGGCUACAUUAUGUUGUACCUUUCAUCAUGUAUCAAUCCGAUAAUUUAUGUUAUCAUGAAUAAGCAAUAUCGAAAAGCAUACAAAACAGUACUAAUGUGCCAACCAUCAAGACUACUUCCAUUUAAAAAUGCCGGAAGUAGCGCCGGAGAGAAAUGGAAAGACAUAAGGUCCAGCUACAAUCACAGCCGUACAAUUGUGUCACAAGUAUCCGUGAUCGAUCCACAAACAAGCAGCAACAGCUACAGCAGCAAUCAGUCGCCAGUUGUGCUCGAGCUAUCGCCUCAAACGUUGCAGCCUCUGUCGAACUCAACAACCAAAGCUCCCAUAACCAACAGCUCGACGAUGAAUAUGACCAAAAAUUCCGACCCUAUUUUGCCAACUACCAAAAUAGCAACGGAACACAUUUUACCAAAUCUUUCAGCUUCAACAUCAAACAACAACCAUCAUCAAGUGAUCAAUCAGAAUCAGAACAGCGCUGCAUUGAGCCAUCCCCUUGCAGAAGUUCAACAACAGCCGCAAUCACAGCAAAUACAGCAACCGCAACCGCAACUGCAACUAUUUACCAAACCCCAAGACACUCAUGUUCAAGAUUCUCGAAUCACGUUCUCAGAGGGGGAUGUAAUAGUGGAGGAAGACGAAGUGGAGACGGAAAAACUGGAACAACAGACAUUCCCAAACCCCUUCCACUCGAACUUGUUGGAAUCAUCCGACACGAACAUGACCAAUCAGACCCAUCCGAAUCUUUCCGAAAUCGAGAAAAACCCACAAUACAUAAACGGCUACAAGCGAAAUAUCAACGACAUUCCAGAUAAUAAUACCAAAGUCAUUUCAAAAACAAAUAUCUUAAGAAAUUGUUGAAAAUAAGAUAGUAUAAGAUUUUAAAUAGAAAGUAAUUUUAAGGUUAAAGUUAAAAUUAAUAAAAUCCAAACAUUUGGUUAUGAACCUUUAUAACAUCAAACAUA
Messenger RNA from Eupeodes corollae, 3022 nucleotides. RefSeq names its product G-protein coupled receptor moody (gene moody). Gene Ontology annotation, molecular function: G protein-coupled receptor activity. The transcript is spliced from 6 exons. Bases 1020 to 2918 code for a protein of 632 amino acids. The record is from RefSeq and is a predicted model, not a curated record. NCBI's taxonomy places the organism in Eukaryota, Metazoa, Arthropoda, Insecta, Diptera, Syrphidae. Gene Ontology annotation, biological process: G protein-coupled receptor signaling pathway. Gene Ontology annotation, cellular component: membrane.